AUGUCUUCCCCGUACGCGGUCAACACGAAGCACACGAUCCCGGCACGGUCUGGCGCGGCGGUGCCGGUGUCGAAAGGGCAGACGAUAACGGUGUUCAACACGCACGGCACGCAGGUGGUCGACUUUUGGGGGUUCACGAUCCCGGCGACGGGGUCCUCGACGCUGCCGACGUGGACGAGCAUGUCGCACACGCGCGCGACCCUCACGCGCCUCACGCCCGUCGAGGGCGACACGCUCAUGUCCAGCACGCGGCUGCCGCUGCUGAAGAUGGUCAAGGACACGACGCCCGGCGUCCACGACACGCUCAUGGCGGCCUGCGACCGGGAGCGCUACCACCUCCUCGGCGUGCCGCGGGACCAGUACCACGAGAGCUGCACCGACAACCUGCACGCCGCCGUGGCCCGGGACACGCCGUACGCCCUGCCCGAGCACAUGACGGCGCCGCAGCCGCUGAACCUGUUCAUGAACAUCCCCGUCGUGCCCCUCGACCCGGCCCACGCCAGGGCCGCCGACAACCGGACCGCGGGCGCCGAUCUGCAGUUCGCGAGGCCCGUCGGCCCCAAAGGCGGGUACGUCACGUUCGAGGCCCUCGUCGACUGCGUCUGCGUCAUGAGUGCGUGUCCGCAAGACAUUCUGAAGAUCAACGACCAGAACCCGACCGAGGCUCAUUUCAUCGUCGAAGGAUGA
Molecule: messenger RNA, 687 nt
Organism: Exophiala spinifera
Lineage: Eukaryota; Fungi; Ascomycota; Eurotiomycetes; Chaetothyriales; Herpotrichiellaceae
Exons: 1
Coding region: 1-687 (228 amino acids)
Source: RefSeq, a predicted model, not a curated record